Messenger RNA from Xyrauchen texanus (razorback sucker), 2689 nucleotides. Its product is annotated as E3 ubiquitin-protein ligase RING2-A-like. Lineage: Eukaryota; Metazoa; Chordata; Actinopteri; Cypriniformes; Catostomidae. Bases 215 to 1348 code for a protein of 377 amino acids. Gene Ontology annotation, cellular component: ubiquitin ligase complex; PcG protein complex. Gene Ontology annotation, molecular function: chromatin binding; ubiquitin protein ligase activity. Gene Ontology annotation, biological process: negative regulation of DNA-templated transcription. The transcript has 8 exons. The record is from RefSeq and is a predicted model, not a curated record.
AACAUCCGAUAACAGGAUGCCUGUGGUGUCCACACAAACAACAGCUUUCAUCAUAGAUGAGAACCUCAUUUAGACGCGUUUAUUGUAUCGUGUUCUCGGUGUGUAGAAGAGAUCUACGGCGGAUAUGAGUGUGUGAACUCAUAAAGACACAUUGAAACAGGAGUGAGCGGAUAAUAGUUGUCAACAAGCUAACUGCACUCCAUGAACUUUGGGCAUGCAUUGUUGUCUUACUGCAGUCAUGAUGGCGACUCCAGUCAGUGUUCAGACACUGAGUAAAACAUGGGAGCUGAGUCUGUACGAACUACACCGGACGCCACAGGAGGCGAUGAUGGACAGCACAGAGAUCGCUGUAUCUCCAAGAAGUCUUCACAGCGAGCUCAUGUGUCCUAUCUGUCUGGAUAUGCUGAAAAACACUAUGACAACCAAAGAGUGUCUGCACCGCUUCUGCUCUGAAUGCAUUGUCACUGCGCUCAGAUCAGGGAAUAAAGAAUGUCCGACCUGCAGGAAGAAACUCGUGUCCAAACGUUCUCUGCGUGCUGACCCGAAUUUCGACGCUCUGAUUUCUAAGAUCUAUCCGAGUCGUGACGAGUAUGAAGCUCAUCAGGACAGAGUUCUGGAGCAGCUCAGUCGAUUGCACAAUACGGAGGCACUGAGCAGCAGCAUUGAGCAGGGACUGCGCAUGCAGGCCAAACACAGAGCUCAGCGUGUGCGUAAGCUGCAUCAAGAGGGUGAUAACAUGACCUUCAGUGGUGGCGAGGACAACGGUGACACACGAUCCCAUGUGUCACAUGACUCCGCCCCCUCACACCAUACCUCCGCCCCUGCGAGCUACACCCCUGAGGCUGGUCCCAGUCGCAGUAAGAGGCCACGAGCAUCUGAUGAUUCUGGACCUGAGGCAGAUGGAGAGAGCCGUACGCCUCCGCGAAGUCUGCCAGGUCAUGUGCCGAGUUCUGAAAUAGAGCUAAUAUUCCAGCCGCACCCCCUGCUGGUCAACACACAGCACUACAACCAGACCAGAUUCGUGAAAACAACAGCUAAUGCGACAGUGGACCACUUGUCGAAAUACCUGGCUCUGCGCAUAGCUUUAGAGGAGCGUCAGAGCGACAGGCCGACAGACAGACAGGUGGAAGGAGAGACAGCAGCUGACAGCGGCACUCUUCAUGAUGUCAGUGAGAAACAGUUCACCAUCUACAUCAGCACAGCAGCAGGACACUUCACUACACUAAAUGGAUCUCUGACUCUGGAGCUGGUCAAUGAGAAGUUCUGGAAGGUUCAUAAACCUCUUGAGCUGUACUACGCUCCCACACAUGAGCAGAAACAGCAGCAGAACCAGAGCCCUCAACCAUGAAAUCCAGGAAAGAAGAGGGGGGUAGGGGGGUUAUAAUGUCUUUUAGCAGAGACAGAGCUCUGUGGCUGACACUUGAGAUGUGCAUCUAGUCAUGAUCAGCAUACUCCAUACACACCAAUGUGUUCAUGAUGCAUCAAUGAAAGGAUGCCAUGCACUAAUGGAACCAAAGGACAGUUGACCCUGCUGAAGGAGAGUACCAGACUGGGAUGAUGUAGACAUGGACACCUUCCAUCCUGUCAUGUUUAUAAUGACCCGAUUAGGUCAUCACAUAUAAAACUUCAAUGCUUCGGAAGUGAAAAGAACUUGCAGAUUUAGAUGCUUGCAGUUUUAGCAUGAAUGUUAAAGGGAAACUUGCCUCUAUUUUAUGUCACUAACAUUUUAAUGGUAUUUUACUUUACAACCAGUUCAUAUAUUCACCUUUACCUUGAACUGCUUUCUUGUAUCUUUUUCAUUCUUUAAUAUUGGUGGGCCCAUAUUUAUAGUGGUUUCUGUGGUCUGUCACUUUGGAGUUGAUGAAUCUGGUGUGUGGUUAUUUAUAUGCAAUUAUGAUCCACGGUUAAUUACACGGUUAAUUGCGUGAAAGCCAAGUUCACAUAAAUUGCUUCAUUAACAUAAAAGAUGCACAUUGAAAAGUUUCACCUGAAGGACUGCAUUUCCUAACAGCCAAUUAAUUACAUUGAAUUACUGAAGUAUAGCUGUUCACUGACAUUUUGAAUACACAAGAACAUCUAUAGGCAGAAAUCUUACUGCAGAAUUUAGCAUUUGCCGUCAUGACAAAUUCAUAAAUAUCACAAUUGUUAGCAUGACCAUUAUAGUAAAAUAAACGUAAAUAGAUGCAGCUUCCUACCAGGGUUGCUAUCAUUUAAAUGUAGUUCUUUUCAAUAGUAUGUUUCACUCUGACUGUUGUAAACUAGUUUUUUGUUUUUCAAUAUAUUCAUUUAGUUUUAGUAUUUUAGACCUUUUGUGCACAAUCCACACAAUCCACAAGAUUAAAGUUGAAGCAAAUUGUUUGAACAGAACAUGAAUGCUGGGAAAGUACAAAAAGCACAUAAGGGCCUAUGCAAAGUUCUUUGACACUAAGGUUGGGCAAUACCACUUAUUUAUGUUUCAAUCUGAUACCAAGACCUAUUAAAGCCAAUAUUGCUCAUACAGAUGCGUUUAUUAAGUGAUUUUUUUUUAAUUCUAUUUCUGAAGAUAAAAGAUGCACUUUUAGACAUUUAAUUUACAAGCCAUAACUUUUAUUUAUAGGCCUAAAUUGCAAAUGAUCAAACCUCUAUUUUUGCUUAUCAUUUAUGAACAAUAACAUGCUUUUAACAGAUUUCAAUAAAAAAAACGAAAUGA